UGCUACCUCUUACUCUUCCUUUUCAGGCAUCGUAUAUAACUAUGACGAAGAGGGUGUUCACAGAGAUGAAACUGGUUGGGAAGAGUGUAUUAGUGUCCCACUGGUACAGCCAGACAUGUUUGGCCUUCUUCACCAGUGGGAUAAGCUCCUAGAGGAAUUUUCUGCUGGAGAAGACUGGCUACCUCACAGGUAUGAAGAACAUGAGCACAAUUGCUACACAUAUGCACUGGCAUUUAUUAACAGUGUGCUGACUGCACAAGGGAAGCAGCACAUGAGCAAAAGUGAAUUCACAGAAAAAUUUGUGAUCCCACAGACAAAGAGAGCUUCCAAAUACAUUACUCUGCACCAGGAGUUAAUGGCUAAGGAGUUCUAUAUUGUUCACCAUCCUGAACAAGAAAAAACGUGCUGAAAAUAAGCUGCUAC
Messenger RNA from Tinamus guttatus (white-throated tinamou), 423 nucleotides. The record is from RefSeq and is a predicted model, not a curated record. Lineage: Eukaryota; Metazoa; Chordata; Aves; Tinamiformes; Tinamidae.